Messenger RNA from Trichophyton benhamiae CBS 112371, 2052 nucleotides. RefSeq names its product protein kinase, putative. The transcript has a single exon. The record is from RefSeq and is a predicted model, not a curated record. Gene Ontology annotation, cellular component: cytoplasm. Bases 1 to 2052 code for a protein of 683 amino acids. Gene Ontology annotation, biological process: protein phosphorylation; intracellular signal transduction; microtubule cytoskeleton organization. Gene Ontology annotation, molecular function: tau-protein kinase activity; protein serine/threonine kinase activity; ATP binding. Lineage: Eukaryota; Fungi; Ascomycota; Eurotiomycetes; Onygenales; Arthrodermataceae.
AUGUAUCAACGCGGCGGAAGCAAUGGCCUGAACCGUCGCCUUUCCCCCAGCGGCCACUCUCCCUCUCCGCCCCUGUCUCCCUCUGCCUCUCCCUCUGCCUCUGCCGGUGCCGGUACUGAUGCUGGUGCUGCCCAUACGGCUGCCAGAAAGGAGGAGACGGAGCAGUCAUGGACGCCUCACGUACCAACGCCGCCCAUCAGCGUGCCUUACCCCGAGGACAAGCUUCAUGGCUCUCCCGGCGUUGAUGAGGUCUGCGAAUAUGACCCCAACCGGUACCAGGACCCGUCACCCCUGGAUCACCACUUUGGCAGGACCCGGAGGCCCUCCAUCAGCUUCAAUCCCCAGGUCACGCUAGAAACCGGUGACCAAAUCGCCCUGGAGCAGCCCAUCGGCAGUCUUGGAAGGAGAAGCCAGAUUGGCGUCAGGCCUGCUUCCGGUCCUGGAUCGUCAGAGCUCAAGCAGCUCUACGCCAAUGCCGCUCCUGAGCGUCUCGCUCAGACGGCAGCAGCCAGCAACAAUGACAGGGACGGAUACAAUUCCCACCAUGAUAACCACCACAACCAUCGCCAUAACCACGAUCAUCAUCAUCCUCAUCAUAACCACCACCAAGGCCCUCGUCAUAAUGAUAGCUCGGGAGAUGACUUUUCUCAGUGUCACUCUCCACGGGCUUCCCCCUUAUCAGAGGUUUUCUCCGCCGAUGAUGAUCUUCCUCGGCCUACGUCUUUGACCUCACUUUCGACGGCUUCUCCCCUCUCUGAUGAACUGAGAACGCCGCCAGAUUCACGCCAGGGCAGCCUCACCUCACCCUUUUUAUCUUCACCAAACCUCCGCCGCCAUGGUUCGAUCGACAGUGAAGGAGACUCGUGGCCGAGUCUCUCCCGUCAUCUCUACGGCAGCCUCACCGAAAGCUACUCCUUUGGUCGACGUACAAACAGUCUACGACAAUCCAUGCGUUCUUACUCUCGCAAAUCGCCCAACAUGAGCGGCAAAUCACCCGCCAGCGCUUUUCUCUCUACCAUGAACCGUGAAGAGGCUCCUGCUCCCAAGCCUGACGACGAGGGCCAGGUCAUCGGGCAGGACUACGUUAUCGGCAAGCAGAUCGGGUUUGGAGGCUUCAGCACCGUCAAGGAAGCGUUCAAAGUCACUGACGAAGGCCAGACGAUCCGUCAUGCUGUCAAGAUUGUGAAAAAGUACCUCUCGGGCAAAAGUGAGAGAGAAAACGACCAAGCCCAGGCCGAAUUUGACCACGAGGUUCGCAUCUGGAGGUACCUUAACCAUCCACAUAUCCUGCCGCUUGAUGCGGUCUACGAAACUGACUACGCUACAUUCUGCUUCACAAAACUUACCGAAGGGGGCUCGCUAUUCGACCUGGUCAAGAAGAAGCGCCAUGAAAUCCCACUCUCCCACGCAAAGCAGUACUCCUACCAGUUGGCCUGUGCUCUUCGAUACCUACACGAGGACGCCCGUGUUGUCCACCGUGAUAUCAAGCUGGAGAACUGCCUACUGCAACCCCAGGAGGAUUCUGGAGAUAUCCCCCGCUUGAUCCUCUGUGACUUUGGCAUGGCCGAAUGGAUGACCACCGACACAUGCAGCUCGCCAGACCCUUACGACAACGCCGCUGAUCGACCUCCACCCAGAACUAUCGGACCGUCGGACACAAGCACCAGCGUGGCCGGCAGCCUGGAGUAUGCCUCCCCGGAGCUCCUGAUGGCCAACGUCGGGGUCCUCGAUCCCGUUGUCGACGUCUGGGCGUUUGGCGUCGUUGCCUACUCCCUUAUCGUCGGUUCCAGACCUUUCCAGAGUUCUUUCCAGCCACGUAUCCCGAGCAACAUUCUGGCUGGCAAAUGGGACCGCAGCGCUGUCUUGGCUACCUCGGACGAAUCCGAGAAGCAAGACCGUGAAGACGCAUUGGAGAUGAUUGAGGGGUGUCUUGAGAUGGACCCCAUGAAACGAUGGACGAUCUCCGACGUCCUUGCUUGCCGAUGGUUUCAAAGCUGCGCGGAUACUGCGGAGCUCGCCACUCGCCUCAAUCGAUGGGGGUUCUCCUCUUGA